GCCGUUGCCAUGGUGACGACCCCGCCUCCGCCAGGCGUUGCCCGCCGCGGUUGCCAUGGAGACGCGGCCCGCAGCUGCGGGCGGGAGGACGUGCGGGUCGGCGGGAAUGCAGGCAAUGCUGCAUCAGCUCUGCUGGAAUGUUACACUCACAUUACUCCUGGAGCACAGAAAGGAGAAGCGAGCGUGCAUUCCUUAUGCUUUGAGCACAGCGAUGAGGACUGGGGCCUCUUGGACAGAUUUAUUCCAGUGUUACUGAAAGAAUGGGAAGAGCUCCUUCAGUGGAAAGAGAAAGAAAGGAAAGAGCAACAAAACUGGCAGUUCCCAGCUCAAAAGGAGAUGCUACACGUUGUUGUGAAGCAACUGCAUGAUAUGCAUGAAAAUUAUAACAAAUUAAAAGAAGAUUUUAUCUAUAACCUCAGAAUUUUGGAAGAAAGAGAUAAAGAGUUGGAAUCCUAUGAUGUCACAUUCAGUCAUCUGAAAACAUCUGAAAAAGCGAAGCAGGCAGAGAUUAGCAACCUUAAAAUACAGCUGGACAAACUGGAGCAACUUCUUGUCAAGGAAAGAAGAAAAAGAGCUGAACUUCAUUAUCGCUAUCAACAAAACCUUGAAGAACAUCAGUUAGAGCUGGAACAGUUUUGCAGGUCGAAGAAUGACCACACAAACCAUCAACACGAGCAGUGUGUGAGCCUGAGACGUCAUGUGGAGAGAAAACUCCAAGGACUGCAAGGAGAGCUCCCUGGUCAGAAACAGGUGAAACUGCUGACCAGAGAACUGGAGGCCCUCAGAGAGACUGGAAUGAAAGCAUCAGAAUCACCACAAGCAGCAGAAUUGGUUAAUUUGCAACUGGAGAAAGAGGACAAGUACAAGAAUUGGGAAUUAAAUGAUGCUGUAGCUGUGAGAAAUGCCUGGGAGGAGGGGCCAUCUCAUGUUGAUAAGGAAAAGGAUACAGUGUCGGCUUCAUUGGAAGAAGCUCCAAUCAAACAGUUUAAAAAGCUGAAGAAACAGAUUAGAGAACUACAGAUGAGACAGAAAAGUCUGGAAGCGAAGCUGCGCAGGAAAGCAGGGAAUCACAGUGCUCGUGUAAGAGAGAAAGAUGCCCUCAUUAAGAAGUAUAAGCAACAACUGUCAGUGGCAGCUGAGCAAGAACAGCUUCUGGAACAGAGUAAAACCCACGCAGAACUGGACUGGCAGCCCUGUGGGAAUGCUGAAAAUCACGAGUAUCAGAAAUUGGAGGAUCUGACACCAAGUGUGUCCUUAGCUCGAGAGCAGGCUGAAGCAGAUCUACAGAAGACUGACUACAGUUUGCAUGAAGUGGAGUCUGUCCCUUCUACUUUCUCUGAUAAGAGACAACAGUUAUUACAGUCACCGCUCUCUAAUCGUGGUGUUCUUCCUGAAGGAGAGAAGCAGGCAUUUCAAUCUGAUGAUAAAAGCUAUCUCAGGAAGGAUAUUCCUGGCUCAGAAAUACAAAAGCUGCAGGAGCAGAAUGCCAACCUUCGGGCUGUUAUUGCACAGAUGAGGAAAGAAAUGGAGAGCCUCGAUGAGCAAACGCCAUCCUCAGUGCCUCAGAGAGAGCAAAGUGCCCCUGGCCACACUGCAGGCAUCUCAGCGCUCACUGCUGCUGUCCUGAUGGGAAGGGCUGAAGGUGCACUUUGCACAGACCAAGUUUCAGGGAGAACCACAUCGAGCAAUAUGGAUGUCAGCUCAGCUAGCUCGGGUUGUAUAGUAAACCCGGGCACAGGAAAGGGGUCGAAUAACAGAGUUAUGGACAAAGAGAUUCAGCAUGGUGUCAGCUGCACGCCACAAGGAACACCAAAUAAACUGAGGGAUGCAGUGAGAACAACGUCAGUUCUGAGCCAAGAGAAGCAGCAGCUGAUUGAAAUGGGAAACAGGCUCAGAACGGAUCUUGGAAUGAUAUUAAAGGAAGGAUUUUGGCAUCCCAUCAGCCCAAAGCUCUGCACAGUUUGUGUUGGCUCUGGUGGCCUUUCUCCAAGAGAGCUUGUCAAAAGAACACAGUGUCAGCUUUCGGCUUUAAGGCACCUGCAACAGCAGCUCAUAACACAGGAGCUGCAGUAUGCAAAGCAACAGCAUCUCUCCAGGAUCUCUUCUUUAAUUGCCUGCCCCAUCUUAAAGGGAGAAAAAGCUCCAAGCAGCUGUGGAGAAGAAACAGAACCGCUGUCUGCUGAGGUUCAGCUCAGUUCCUCUGCUGCAAAUUAUGGGCCAAAGCAACAAAAGGCAGCUGCUGCAUCCUCAAGGGUUCAAAGUCAGCCACCCAAGGAGAGCUCUGGUCAAGCCCAGCAGGUCUGGAUUUCUUCAUCUGGAGCACACAGUCCGUGCCAAGGUAAUUGGCAAACUUUAGAAAUGGGAUCAAGCUCUUCUCCUCUCUGUCCUCAGAACAACGCUAAGCAAGUGGAGUUUGAAAUCCUGCAUUCAACUGAGCAACCUGGAGAACAUCAGGAACACAGCAACGCCACGGGUCGGCCCGAAAUGCCCACAGCACAUCUGGCAGUCCGAGCACUUCUUUCCCAGUACUGUUCGCAAACAGCCGUGCCCUCUCACACGUGCAGCACAGCAGUAACCGACCUGAGAGCAACCCGAACCAUUACUUUUUUGUCCUUCCUGCUGAACACACUCUGCUUUCGUACCCACGUGCUGCGACAUCACAACCGUAACCCUAACCCUGCAGUUCACGUCACCGAGGUGUUAUGAGGCGCUAUGAGAGCUGAGGAACCUCAUGAGCUUUUUCCUAAACCACCGAAUUGCACGAAAACCCCAUCACUGCACUCCACAUCUGACGCCGUUCACAAGCUGGAACAACACGAUGCAUUCCCCUCAACCAGGCCCUGAAUGAGCUCUUUCUGUAGCUCAAAGCAGAGCAGUUUCUAACAAGGACAAGAAUUUUGGCCCAGAUCACAGCACAGUUGCAGCUCUCUCUGGUUGUUCCUAAAGCACCGUGUGUAAAUCCCAAAGGUUUUAACAGCUGCAGGUUACACUUUAUGAUUUCUUUCCCCCCCCCCCAUGUCAUGUUUUUUGUGCAUGGAGCUGCACAGUGCAAUGGAUGCUGUGCGUCUGCAGCUGGCACUGACAGCAACGUGUUGUUAGAAAGGGAGCAGUUUGUUCCACCACCUUUGCAGGAGAGGAUCUGAGACUGGAAGUCAUGGCUUUCAUUCCCUCCGUGGCGCAGAGGGAAUAAGCUCAUGCACCGCAUGCUUCAGAAGCGCUGCUGUCGUUUUCCCUGUGGGAUUUCUUUGUGUUUGUUUGUUUGGGGGUGUUUGGUUUUGUUUCUUCUUCCCCUGUGUGUCACCUGGCAUGCCUGGUCCUGCACAGCUCUUCCCAGGAAGGCGAAUUUAAUCUACCUGGUUCCCUGAGAAACAGGUUUCCUUGAAGCAUCCGUUGAUACCUCUUGAUGGAAACAAGCUGAUUUCUUGGGGAAAAGAGA
Molecule: messenger RNA, 3436 nt
Organism: Gallus gallus (chicken)
Lineage: Eukaryota; Metazoa; Chordata; Aves; Galliformes; Phasianidae
Gene: CCDC57
Product: coiled-coil domain containing 57
Exons: 16
Coding region: 10-2706 (898 amino acids)
Source: RefSeq, a predicted model, not a curated record